CUCUCUCUCUCUCUCUCUCUCUCUAAACACACACACACUCUCUCUCAUCUUGUAUCUGCAUCAUCUAUGGUGGUUGGGUGGGUUUGAAUUUGGCACCUCUGUCCUCUCUCUGUCUCUCUUCAUAUUUUUUCUUUUCAAAUUGUAUACUAAAAGCGGUGUUCCUUUCCUUUCACCGUUGCACAAGCCUCCUUUAUUGCCUUGUCUCUGUAACCUUUCUCUUUAUUCUUCCCUUUACUUUUACAUAUAUAUACAUACAUACAUACUUUCCCUCUCCUUCAAAAAGCCAUUUUUUUUCAAUCUUCUCCUUUUCCGACACCCUUUGGAUGUUCUUUUGGCAAGUUCAUACAACAUGAAGUCAUUCCAUCCUGUUUCUCUACUGUCGGAUCCAAAGAGUAAAUCUUGUCUCUUCACUCUCUUCAUUACUGCUUCGUUGUUUUGUGGUGCUUACCUCAUUGGGAGUGCAUUACUUGCAAAAAAUUACAGAGGAAUCUUACCAACAUGGAAAAUGAAUAAUGCAAGGCAAAAUAGACAAUCCUUUGAAUGCAAUAAGCAGCUUGCUCAGAUAUCACUAGGGGAGGAAAUGAAUCACACAAGGCAGGAUACACAAUCUAAUAAAUGCAAGAAUCAAUGCAGGCCUGUUGGUAGUGAGGCAUUGCCAGAAGGAAUUAUUGCCAGAAAUUCUAACUUGGAAAUGCGCCCUUUAUGGGGUCCUGUUGCAGAAAAUAUCACUUCAAAGCCUUCAGUAAAUUUAUUGGCCAUUGCAGUUGGAAUAAAGCUGAAACAAAUAGUAAAACAAAUUGUUGAAAAGUUUCUGGCAAGUGAUUUUGUAGUGAUGCUUUUUCAUUACGAUGAUGUUGUGGAUGAAUGGCGCGAUUUUGGGUGGAGUAGCCGCGUCAUACAUGUAUCUGUCAUGAAUCAAACAAAAUGGUGGUUUGCCAAGCGUUUCUUACAUCCAGACAUAGUAGCUGAAUAUGAUUAUAUAUUUCUUUGGGAUGAGGACCUUGGAGUUCAAGAUUUUGACCCGGCACGGUAUCUUUCUAUUGUCAAAGAUGAAGGACUUGAAAUAUCCCAGCCUGCACUUGAUCCUGCUAAGUCAGAGGUGCAUCAUCAAAUUACUGCACGUCGGAGGAAUUCAAAAGUGCACAGAAGGUUCUAUAAGCUUAAAGGCAGUGGAAGGUGUGAUGAUCGCAGCACAGCUCCUCCGUGCAUAGGUUGGGUGGAAAUGAUGGCACCUGUGUUCUCAAGAGCAGCCUGGCGAUGUGCAUGGUAUAUGCUCCAGAAUGACUUGAUCCAUGCAUGGGGCUUGGAUUUCCAGCUUGGUUAUUGUGCACAGGGUGAUAGGACAAAAAAUGUUGGUGUGGUUGACUCUGAGUAUAUAGUUCAUUUGGGUCUUCCAACACUCGGUGUUUCAGAUGGCACCAAGGAACCAUCUGGCUUGCACAGAGUUAAUAAUAGAACUGAAGUGAGGAGACAGUCCUUUAUGGAAAUGCAGAUUUUCAAGAAAAGAUGGAACAAUGCAGUGAAGGACGACAAAUGUUGGGUCGAUCCAUAUCAACAGCCUGUUGAGCAGAAAAGCCGUUAGCUUAUAAUCUAUACUACAUCUUCAUCAAUUAAACAAGGUCCAAGGUUUGCGAUACUCACACAAUCAUACCCCACAAUAGAAUCUUCAAUCAUUUAUGAUACAUUCAAAUUCCCAAACGAUAUGGAAGAUUGUUUCAAAGUGCCUUGGAUGCCGAAUUAUAGACUGAUGCUGUAUUGAUCAUUCUGAUCAUGUUUGUGCUCUAAUCGGAAUAAACCAAGGUUUUAUUUUGUAAUCUAAUCAUUUUUUCCUUGAGUUAUAGAAUUUUUUUUUUUUUUUUUUCAUUACAAAUACAAAUAGGAAACGCUUGUUAGUGGGAAAAGUUGAUUUGAAUGAUUGUAUGAAGCUGGUUGUUACCAAUGUAAAUA
Camellia sinensis is the source of this 1947-nucleotide messenger RNA. Lineage: Eukaryota; Viridiplantae; Streptophyta; Magnoliopsida; Ericales; Theaceae. The record is from RefSeq and is a predicted model, not a curated record.